This is a messenger RNA of Cladophialophora immunda, 2369 nucleotides long. RefSeq lists its product as uncharacterized. Gene Ontology annotation, molecular function: DNA binding. Gene Ontology annotation, biological process: transcription by RNA polymerase III. Lineage: Eukaryota; Fungi; Ascomycota; Eurotiomycetes; Chaetothyriales; Herpotrichiellaceae. The coding region runs from base 255 to 1952 and encodes 565 amino acids. The transcript has a single exon. The record is from RefSeq and is a predicted model, not a curated record. Gene Ontology annotation, cellular component: RNA polymerase III complex.
UGACAGUUCUCUGCCAGAGGUCACCAAGCCAGUUCCUGGCCAUUCCGCGUGAAUCUGACUUCGGGAUAUUACACUGUACUCAUCAUAUGUGCAAAAACGCUUAGCAUUUACCACUCUAGCUCAUUCCACCACCCGGCGAAAGCAACUCCACUGACUCUCUUUUCUCUACGCUCUUCGAUGCAUUCCAGUUUAUGAUCUUCCGACGUUGGAGUCAGUAGAAGAGAUCCCACAGUGCAAGCCGCAAGUCGUUUGUCAUGCCGGACGAAACACCUUCGACUCCUCCCACCGCAAGUGCCAGAUCCACCCCCCGUGGCGGCGCCGCGAGACCGAGACCUCGAGCAGGGAUCCAACGGAAGACCAAGGCCGAAAGAGAGCAGUUCGCGAAAGAGGAAGCCGAACGACAAAAGGCACGAGCAGCCGAGCAUGGGGUGGCAAAUCGCGGUGCGAGAGGAGCCAGGGCGACGAGCCGUGGAGGCAGAGGGAGUGCCGCAGCCGGUCAAAGAGAGGAACCAGUAGGAGGUGGGGGUGUUUUCGGGGCAGGGUCCGGUGCAAGGCUUUCCACAAAACCUAGAACAAGCUAUGAAGGCUAUACUGAGCUGCUGGAGAGUGGUCUGCGAGAUGGGCCCCACGAAGAUGCCUUUCAAGAUGGCCCAGCAUCAGGCAGGGGUACCAGAGCAGGCCAGACCGGGUCCGGCCGACCAGGGACUUCCGCUGGUGGGAAAGCCGACGUAUCCUGGACUGGAGAAGCCCUGGACGCAGCUAGGGAGGAGGACUCCGACGAUGACGACAUACGAGACAUCGAGGACAUCACGAUCUCGAGCGACGACGACGACGACGACGAAGACGAUAUCACAUCGAGUUCGAGAAAAGGGAAAGAAAAGGCCACCGGCAGCUCAGUGCACAUGCCUCACAGAGGGCGGGAUCUGCGACCAGUGCGUGCACCUCGGAUACGGGACGAAGAGGAAGGGCGGGGAGGAGCUGGCGCACGCUCGCGCAGCAAGAAAAGCCGUGGCGGUGAGGCUCAAAAGCCCGAUGCCGAGACUCAGGAGCUUGAAAGCAAAAGUGAACAGGAGGAAGAUACCGAGGAUGCGGACAGUGAAUCCCUCCAAUUUGUCAAGGAACAACCCUCCAGCCCCGAGAUGCGGAAACGGACGCUGAAAAGGCAACUCGGUGCUGGCAAAAUCGGGCGGGAUGCCAAGGGACCUGUGACUGAGACGGUGGAAGAACGUGCGGAACGAAUGAGAGCCAUGGAGGACGUGCAGAAGCUGAGAAAUCUAUUCAUCAGCCCACCGGCGACGGAUGUGAAGAUGACCGUCGACGAGGAGAAAGAGGACCUUUCGCGGAAGAAGGCCAAAUCCAGACUCAUGGAGAGCAGGUUGUUCCUCUUCCAGCUGCCACCACUCACGCCCUUCCUCGUCGAUUCGACCGCGACGCACGCCGACGGGGUCGGAGUCAAAGUCGAACCCACUACCAGCGACACCACCACCACCAUCGAUCUCGACGCGCCUGACGAACGCACCACGGGCGCCAACACCGCCAGCGAUCCCGAAAUCAAAGCCGACCCAGACAACCCCGCUAAAGUGGCGCAGAAACCGGCCCUGCAGAUGGAGGGCCUGCUCACGGCGUCUGAACCCAUGCGCCUGCCCGAGGGGAUCGUGGGGAAACUCCGCGUCCACAAAUCCGGCAAGGUCACCCUGGACUGGGGCGGGACUGACCUGGAGGUCCGCUACGGCACCGAAGUGGACUUCCUGCAGGAUGUGGUUCUCGUGGAGCCCGGGCGGAAGCGAGAAGACGCAGACCGGGAAGGGGAGGGGGAGGACGAGCGCGAGAACAGCGACGGCGAUGAGGCAGAGGAGGAGGAGAAGAAGGACAUCAAGGGCACAGCGUAUGCGUUGGGCCCGGUGAGGAGGAAAAUGGUCCUGAUCCCGGACUGGGUCAAGUUGUACGACUGACCGUUUUUCCUGGUCGAUUGAUCGAGUAGACGUUCGUUUGUUUUUAUUGUAAGAUGGAUCGAUCAAAUGACCCAGCCAUCCGCCCUGCUGAAAUGGGACGACAUGGGGCGUCGUAUGGGUGGCUUGACGAAUGGACCGACAACGUCCCAUGCCCGCUAUCCCAAGGAUUCUGGUUCUCAUACACCGGGGAAAAUAAAACAAGAAGACUAAUCCAGCUGAAUAGAAUUGGGUGGGCAUUUGUCAGGAUUAAAAGCAAGGGAUAGGAAAAGGAGGGUGAGCGGAACUGCCCAGGCAUCCACCUGUGCAUCUAUGUACCUUUACUCAGGACUCAAAGUAGGAACAUGGACACUUGAUUGACGCCCCUUGAAAUGCAGCAUAGCAUAGGAUGCCACAGUAUGCCAUGGCAUAGCAAAUGAC